Empidonax traillii (willow flycatcher) is the source of this 1966-nucleotide messenger RNA. RefSeq names its product solute carrier family 49 member 3 (gene SLC49A3). Gene Ontology annotation, biological process: transmembrane transport. The transcript is spliced from 10 exons. The record is from RefSeq and is a predicted model, not a curated record. Gene Ontology annotation, cellular component: membrane. The coding region runs from base 11 to 1429 and encodes 472 amino acids. Gene Ontology annotation, molecular function: transmembrane transporter activity. Lineage: Eukaryota; Metazoa; Chordata; Aves; Passeriformes; Tyrannidae.
CUGAGCCGCGAUGGAGGGAGGCGAGGCUGCGAGCCUGCUGGGGGAGCGCAGCCCGGGGCGGCUGGCCGAGUUCAAGACGUACCGGCGGCGGUGGUUCCUGCUGUCCGCCGUGUGCCUGCUCAACUGCUCCAACGCCAUGCUGUGGCUGACGUUUGCUCCUGUGGCUGAUAAGACAGCUGCCUACUUCCACAUUUCCCUGGAGACGGUCAACUGGCUCUCCAUAGUGUACCUCCUCAUCUCCAUCCCGUUUGGUCUGGUGGCAACGUGGGUUCUCGACAGCGUGGGGCUCCGGUGUGCUGUGAUCCUGAGUGCGUGGCUGAACAUGAUGGGCAGCAUCAUCCGAAUGUUCAGUGUUCUGAAGUUCCUGAGCUUGGGUUCCCGGAGUUAUUGGUACCUGUUUAUUGGGCAAUGCCUCUGUGCGCUGGCGCAGCCUCUUAUCAUCUUUUCACCAACAAAGCUGGCAGCACUAUGGUUCCCAGACCACCAGAGAGCCACAGCAAAUAUGAUUGCAUCAAUGUCCAAUCCCUUGGGCAUUCUUAUAGCAAACCUGUUGUCCCCUGCACUAGUUCCUGAAGGAAAGCACAUUCCAUUGAUGUUGGGUGUUUAUGCUGUCCCAGCAGUAAUAGCCUGUGCUCUAGCAACGCUGGGGAUUCACGAGAAGGUUCCUCCAACGCCUCCUUCAGCCAGUGCCACCAACUCCAACUCUCAGCCGUUCUUCACAGGGCUCAAAAUGCUCCUGAGAAACAAACCAUACAUCAUCCUGGCAGUGUGCUUCGGAGGAGGAAUUGGGAUGUUUACCUGCUUUUCAGCCCUGCUAGAACAGAUCCUUUGUGAAAAGGGGUAUUCGAAUGAUUUUGCUGGCCUGAAUGGUGCCCUGUUCACAGUGUGUGGUUUGUUGGGUGCUUUCCUACUAGGCAUGUAUGUUGACCGGACAAGGAAGUUCAUCGAGUCCACCAAGAUUUGUUUCUGUCUGAGCGCGCUUGCCAGCAUUGUGUUUGCAGUGGCUUCUCGGUUCAGACACCAGGCCGUCAUGUUGGCCAUCAGCAGCUCCCUCUUCGGGUUCUUCGGUUUUGCCAUCUACCCCAUUGCCAUGGAGCUGGCUGUGGAGUGCUCCUACCCCGUGGGAGAGGGCACGUCUACAGGCCUGAUUUUUGUUGCAAGCCAGGUUGAAGGUGUGGUUUUAAUGAUUCUGCUACAAGCCCUCACUGUCCGUGUUUCUGAGGAUCCAUCCUCCACCUGUGCCCUUGACCAGGAUGGAGCCCUGGACUGGACAACUCCGGUGCUGGUGCUGGCUGGCCUCUGCAGUGCCAUGGCUUGCUUCUACGUCGUCUUCUUCCACACGGACUACAAGCGGCUCCAUGCUGAGACAGUCGGUGGUGAUUUGGUCAAGGCAGAAGAUACAGCAACAGCAGAUGUUCCUGAAUGCUAAGCAGGCCACAAAGGGGAUGCCAAGGACCAAAGACUCGGACCUCUGGGCAUGGACCAAUGCUCAUCUGGCACACUGGGAUAUUUGGGUCCUGUUGCACAACAAGCAAGACUAGAGCAAAGGGCACUUUUGCUGUGCACCCCUCAAUCUUGCAUUUAUUUGGGGAUCUGGGCUGAAAGAAAGGCUGUCCUGACAGAAAGGUGAAAGUGGGACUGGACAACUAUGCAACUGAAAUUUUUAUCUGACUUGGUUCAAGCUAAAGAAAUGUUGUAGAGGAGGGGAGUGUCAUAUUUCAGCCAUUUUUUUUGUUUUGUUUUCAUGUACUUGGAUCAAGGGUGAAGGUUUCAGAGGGAUGGGAGCUGUGUCUACCACAAACCCAGUGGUAGUGUUUAAGGACUGUGGUUCUUGUGCAGCGUAACAACUCUUCUACUCUUAGGUUGGAUCUGACUGUGUCUCUUAGCUAAAAGACAGUAGGAGGUAGAGCAUCCUUUCGUUUCAGCAGGGAAGUAUGUGAUCUGUAAUACAAGUCUGUUACAAAGG